GAAGAAGGUGAAGACGUCACAUGGAAGGAUGCGCUCAUCAUCAUCAGCAGCCGCUUCACUAUUAAACACAAUAUCAACAGCAGAAGCUAAUAAUCACAUCUGAUCGAUCAGACACGAAAGAUUGAUCUGUAGAGCAAAAACGAAAGAUUCACCGAACAUGCAAACGGUGAAAUAAGUUCCCGGACAUACAGUGUUAUCGUGGCCUGUUCGUGCACUAAACUCCCGGACUGCUCUGGAUCAGCUCAGUCCUCCCUGGCUGGGCUCGGGUUAGCCAGCUUGCUAGCUAGCUGAUCAAAUUGCUAAUUGUAGUUAGCUAGCUAGCGAGCUGCGGCUACUUGCGUCAUGGAUGAGCUGAUCGUGGAAGUGAGGGGAACAAGUGGGGCCUUCUAUAAGGUAAGUUCUUGUCUUGUUGAGAUGUAUCCUUUUGAUUGAUCCACGAGUUCACAUAAUAAAGGUAAAGUGGCAUGUUUUGCCGGACUUAUCUAACAGGCUUUUCCCCAGGCCUCGGUGCUUUUGUCCAGCCUCUGCUAGGACGUCAAUACCGAGAAUAUGUGUCUAAAGCUGGCCAUAAGCUGCUGCUCUCCCCUCUCUGCUCUUUCCUUUAACGACUUUAAUUCAUCUCGGUGUGAUAGAAAUGAUCAGACGGCUGGUUUGAACAGUGCUGAGCUAACACAGCUGAUGUGAUUGUAACGGGGUUUGAUCUAGUCUUGGUAAAGUGAGUUGAUUUGUGUUAUUCAGAACUUUUGUGGAUGAGGAUUAUAUUUGGGAUUAAAGCUAAGCAUUUGGAUGAUGCAUGCUUGAAUGUGUUGAGGUCAGGUACUCUUUCACUGGAGCCUCAGAGGUUUCAGACAGGGGUGAGGUCAACAGGUGAGACAGUCAGGUGGAUUACACAUUUAUUAUUCUUAUUUAUAUCCAAAGAAGAUCAUCCCAAAGUCUCAAGAGACUUGUGAAUUUCUGCAGCGGGCAGGGACCACAUGUCUCCUUUGUUUAUUUGGUAGAUAUCAGUUUUCCUGUGUUGUUCUCAUUAUCUGUCUUUUAAAAAUGCUGAAGAAGCUCCCGACUUAGUUGGUUUGAGAACAUAACAUUACACCAUAUCAAAUAUAUUUGUCACAUUUUUUCACUCUGUUGCAGUGAGAUGGUUUAUUUCAGCAGUCUUCAAGCUCUGUGAAUUCACAUUUGGUUGUGUCUCACUACACUGAAGCUUUGUACCCUGAAGGAAAAUGUAGAAAACUUAUAUCAAUAUAGAAAGAAGCUUUCAGCUACAAAGCUUACUGCUUUUAGACCAAAACACCCAAAGAUCAUGUCAGUACUUUUUGACUCAGACUGGUGUGCAUGGACAGGGCUUACCUGAGUCUAUAUUCAUCAAUGUUGAUCACACUUGCUGCUGAUCUUACUCACCUGCCAUCAGUUUCUUUAGGUUGUACGAUAAGAUGAUAACGGUAUAUAUCGAAAAUUAAUUUCCCUCAAUAUCAAUAUACAACAUGGUCAAUAUGCUUUUCAAUAGUCGGUAUCGGCCAUGUUUUAGUGGACUAUAUGAAUAGCCAAUGAAAAGGGGAGUUGCUCCGGGUCCGCUCCGUGCUGAACCAAUCAUGUGCUAAAUUAGAACCAAGUAGCAAACAAGUGCAUAGUAGCAGGCGGCAGCUCCACACAACCAUGGCAUUUUAACACGUGAAGUUGACAGCACUGUUGAUGAGGAAAAAAGAGAAUGAGUGCUACCCCUGGCAGAAAUGCAGAUGAAGACUCAACAGGUGAUAACAUCGUGGACAAUACUGGCACAAAAACGUUGGUGGUGUGGAGGUAUUUUGUUUUUUUUUACGUCGGACAUGAAGCAGAGUAAUCUGCACUGCAAAUUUUGUCGAGUACAUGUUCUCACAAAGUGCGGGAAUAUCUCAAAUCUUUUUCACCACAUGAAGCAGUGCCACGCUGCAGAGCACGCGCAAAGCAAAAGGUUACAAACCCAAGGAGCUCAUGCUGCCUGUGCAGCCGAAACAGCUGAUCAUUCAGUCCGCUUUCUCUAGCGCAACGCCUUACAACAAAAUGUCUUAAAGACACAAAGACCUCACAGAUGCAGUAGCUUAUUGUACUGCAAAAGACAUGCUACCAAUAAGCACUGUUAAUGUUCAUUUUUUAUUCCGUGAUAUGUAUCGAUAUCGACUGAUAUGAAAAAAAUAUAUUGUGAUAAAAAUGUUCCCAUAUUGCCCAGCCCUAGUUGUACCUUUCAUGGCUCCAAGGUGUUUUUCAUAUAUUUAUAAAAGAAGAGAACUGAACAGCAGCAGUCUGAAACGUCAGAUUAAAAGGGGCAGACAAUGUUAUUCUCUUUAUUUGCCAUUAUUUAAAAAAAAAAAAAAAAACAGGACAGUAACAAAAAAACAAAACAAAACAAAACAAAACAAAAAAGUGUAGAAAACAUUUAAACAGGCAAACAGCUCCUUCCUCAGCGAAGCUGUCUGUGCUCUAAAAAUCCAAACAAAUCAAUGUUAUCAAAAUAAUGAGAUACUUUGACAGUGAUAUACACAGAGGAGAACAAUCUCUUCUAAACUAACUCUUGGACUGGACCAAGCACAUGCAAAGCACAUCCACACCAGCAGAGGAUGAUACAGACACAGAAGACACAGCAGAGACUGAGGAGGCAGGUAAUUCACAUCAGCAGAGGAAGAUAGACCUAUGAUGAGAAAACAGAGACCAACGCAAUGUUCGAUGGACCAUCGGCUUCAUUUACACCAGCAGCCAAGCAGAGGGUCCUUUAUAAGAGGACAUGAUGAAGUAGACAACUGAAUACUCAUCAAGUGUUCCUUAGUAAACUAACCAAAAGACUGCUGAGCUGUGAGCUGCACCAGCUGAGGUUAAUACAGACAGAGAAGGAGGCAGAUAAUGGUGUAUGACAAAUAAAACUAGUAAUAAUGAUUAUUUGACAGCCACACACAGCCUUAUAUUAAAGUGUAAUAUAACUGUUCACAAUAAGAAGUAGUUUCAUUGACACUGAUCUUAGAAGAACAUACCUGCGUUAAGGUCAGAUCUGUGGAGGUGGAUGACAGAGCGGACUGUUCAGGGUCUGGAUCAUCUCUGGCAUCAGAGAAGUUUCUGGAACAGGUGGUGUUGUCUGGGUCCUGUGUAAAAUAUAUGAACAGCUGCACUCCUGGGGACGUUUUAUAUAGCAUGGGUACAUAUUACAUAUUUUACUCAAAUGAAUUUUUAUAUUCUGAAAAAAGUACACAUAAAAACCAAUAAGUCUGAAACUUGUCAAAUAAAACAUUGUGGCAUUAAAGUAAAAUAGCAAACCCCAAAUGUUAAAUAUUGUUGGGCUGGUAAUAACUCCAAGUUUAUGAAAGAGGAGCUUAUGUACAUCACAGAAACAUAAACGUCCAGCAACAGUGAACUUUGCUUCAUAAUAAAACCUUUAAAAACCCACUCACCCACUCCAAUGAAGAUCACGUUUUUCUUGUUGUCUAUAUGUUCAAAUGGCAUUUUUCUGAUGCUACAGGACAUAUCAGAAAAGUAAAUGCGAAGUUGCUUUUCUGAGUAUUUUUUCAUUCAAAUCGAUGUGAAUCUCUGGCAGACCCCAACAACAGCUUCAGAGACAGUGAGAUGUCAUACGUCACAAAUACAAUCUCUGCCCCCGGAGCCCCGCUAUACAGGCCACACUCUAUAUAUAGAAGAGAAAUAGAGAGGACGAUCGCAGAACAAGCGUGUGUGUUAGCGGAUUGAAAUGCUCGUAAGAAAGCUAAUUGUGAUAUUAACUUUCAUAGUGUCCCCAAAGGCAUUAGUGUCCCAGAGCUGAACAGCUCCUAUGUUACCUGCUACUUCUACUACAUUGACAAUGUUAGGCAGCAAGCUAGCGUGAAGAGGAGUGUGCAGAGCAGUGCUGUCUCCUCCCACGACUCAGAGGUGAAUUGCUAAUGAGUUACUGGAGCUCUGCAGAAGAAAAGCCCUUAAAAAUGACACAGGUAAUGUGAUUUUUGGUAAAAACUUCAUAAUCACAAUUUAAAGACCACUGAGAACACUAAGUGGUAAAAAAAAAGAAAAAGGUUGGAGUGGGACUUUUACCUUUCACAAGCUCAGACUGAUGUUUGAAUAUACUACAAAUAAUCACACAAGGCUGCAGUUAGAAAACAGAGGUGAAAGGUAACCAAGUAUAAAUUUACUCAGGUAACUUACCUAUGAUUCAUCUUAAGGUAUCCAUAUAUUGCUCAAGUAAUACCAUUUAAUAUUUCAACUUCACUACUUCUCAAAGACAAAAUAAACUCCACGAUAUUGAUCACUUAAUUGAUCACUCAUCACCACACACACCUCUCCUCUCUCCACCUGCCUGCAGCCUGAUUUUCUGAACCUGUUGCUCAACGCGUUGUAGGUUCAGCGGUCCUCCAUUAAUCUAAGCAGAAGCUGUAACUUCUCUGUGCUCCCAAACUUUGUUCUUAUUGGUCUAAGCUGCUGCUGCUGAAGGUAAAGUGAGAGCUGUUUGAUGAAAGUGGCCACGCCCACACUCUACUGUUGAGGAAGAGUGGAAGGGUGUGAGGGUGUGUCUCAGUUAGCAUACAGGACAUAGUCUGGGCAACACAGCAGGUUGCACAAUAAUCGUUCAGUUUGGAUUAUCAUUUUUUUUCUGAUUGUGGGAGGUCUCAGCUAGACCACAGACAAUCAAUUUUUUUUCUUAAUAAACUUUUAAAACUGUUUCAGCAUAUGCUUUCUCACUACUGAACUCCAGUAUUUAACACAAGGAGUCAAAUAAACCAAAUCUCUGUGGUGUUAAAGCCAAGUUGUCCAAAGUACAGUCUAUGAGUCAUUUAUGCAACAAGUGGAUUUCAGUUUCUAGUAAACUUGUUUUGUUUUUUUACAAUGCUGUACUGAGUUUGUAGUUUGUGACUGAAUAUUAAAGUCAGACUAAACCGUAAAUAUUAUUCUGAGUUGAAUUUUUUUUGUUUUGUUUUGUUUUAAACCAGUAUUAGCCCGACUAAAGUUAAAAGUAAGAGUUGAAGUCACUUUUAUUUAACUUGUUCGCUGAAGUUAUUUAACAGAAAAAGUGCAUCUAUAGUAAAGCAAAUACUCACAUUGGCCUUGGUACUCGGUAUCGGCAGAUACUUGCUGAUAAAAAUGAUUAGAUCAGGAUUGAGGGGGGGAAAGAAGCUGAUCGGGGACACCCCUAAUAUUUAGUGAAAUAAUAGCACAGUGAUAAAAGGGAGCAUGACACUCUCCGUCUCUGGCUCUCAGUCAGUUUGAGCACUUCAACUCUGAGGCGUACUUCACGUAUGUUGCAAAAAUAAAAAUCUAGCUGCUGUUAAUUUUCAUUGAAUGAAAAGUUGCAAAGUUGAAGGAAAAAGAUCAGACUUUUUGGCCUUUGAACUUUUCUGCAGUUUAAAAUGUGUCUGCAACAGGAAGCAUUGAUACUCUUUGACAGUUAGCUUGUGUAAUGUAAGGAAUCAGUGGAAUUGAGAUGGUGGAGAUUUGUGUCCCAGACGGAGAGUCCUAAAGUAUCCUGGCAACACCACUUCUGUCUCAGUGGCUGAUUAUAUGAUAUAUUGGUGAAAGUAGCCUAAAUAAAGUUUGUAGUAAAAUAGUAAAGAUGGGAUUUUAACUGUAGAUCUGUGUCCCUCUUUUUCUCUUCCUCCACAAACAUAACGUUCAGUUUCUUUAAAGGGCGUUCAUCAGCAUUGAUACUCUAAAGUAGAAAAAGAGUUUUCAGAUAACAUAUGUUGAGAAAUGAUGAGAACUGCUAAACAACACAGACAGAUACAGAUAAGUUUAUUUGUGAGAGGAAGUUUUUAUUGUUGCCAUUGAAGCAAAUGAACCUGACACUGAGAAGGUGGUGUGAGAUGUGUAUUGAGGUGAGACAAGCUGGCCAACAUGCCGCCAGAGGGAGUGCGGGUUUGUUUAGUUACCCUUUACACUCUGUUCCUUGGGUUCAGUUAUACGCCUACCUUGGGAAGAGGGUUCCUACCCAGCCCAGCAGUGACCCUCAGUAAAAAUGAAACCUGGGCCACAAACUCAAUAGACUCCUAACCCCAGAAAUGACUCGUAUAUAAUUGACUUUAACUGUUGUGUAUCACAGUCUGAACUACAGUGAUCCGUUUGCUUCAAAAACACAUUUACAUUUUUCAUUGAUAGUUCUCUUUCAUUUCCCUGAGUUAACCUUCACAAAAGAAUCAACCAAGUUCAAUCUGAAAACCAGAGUAGCAACAUGUGAGGACACAUGAUAUCAGCCCUCAUGGAGGUCAUAACUGACAAAGUAACACCUACAUCACUGAAUAUCACUCAGGAUAGGUGCUGCUGUGAUUUAAACUUAAAUCAGCGAUUAUAAAGUCAAAGUUUGGAGCAGUUCGGCCUGUGAGUCAGAGAAGCUUCUUGUUAUGCAGUGAGACAUCAAUCUGACAAGCAGCCAGUGGUAGACCUUAUGAGUAUUGUGCAGAGGCUUAAGAGGAUUUCUUUCUUAAAGUGACUGUUGGUUGCAAACAAACAAACAAAAAGAAGCGUGGAGUGGAUUUACAAUGUUAUAAUAAAAAAAACUAAUACAAGCAUAUUGUGUAAAACUGUGCAAGAAAAAACCCGUUUUGGGGAUUUCAGACUAUGAGCAGCUGCUUUGGCUCCUUCUUGUGACUUUCAUUUCCAGAAAUCUAUGAUAUUUGUCGUUGUUGAUGUGUCCUUUACUUGUAAACCAAAGGUUAGGAGGGGUUGGUCAUCCCUUAAAGGGAUAUUCCAGCAUAAAAUUAAGUUAGGGUGAAACACACUGUACACCCAGUUAGACACCCCCUUGAGAGAUGAAUGUUGCAGACUGCUUGCUUUUCUUGUUUUACCAACUUUAGUAAUGACCGAAUGAUAGCAACACAGCGGUAUAUGGCUCCACGCGCACCACCUCAACCAAAAGCCACUCUAUAGUUACAAAUGAUGCUCAGAACAUCACCUAACUUCAUCAACAGUACAUAUAGGGUCCCAGCCAUAGUACUAGCCAGCAAACAUUUUUUUUAGCUUUGCCUGGUUUCUCUAGCAAAGAGACUAAACACAGCUCACCCACUCUCCUCCAGCAGCUGCUUGUUUGUAGGGGAGAUCACGGAGUGCAGCAGAUCAUUUAUGAUUACUUCAUGGAAAUGCAAUCAGACCAAGAUGCUAAGGCAGAAGAACUACUACUGUGUCUGCAGUGCACAUACAGUACAUGAUACACAAGAACUCUGAUUGUAUUUCCAUGAAGUAAUAAUCCCAAGUGUUCUUCCUUGAGCUGCGAAACUCUGCUGCACUCGGUGAUCGACUCGUCAGAGCAUUUAAUCCAAAGGAAACUUUGCCAAUCUUAAUUUGUGAAUUGCUGGUUGUUUAACAGUGUGGGUCAAGGGCAAUCACUUCUAGGUCAGAGGCAUUAGUCAAAGGUCUGAGGGUAUCGCAGAAGAAUCUUCAAGACUAUUUGGUAAAUCAAUUAGGGGUUUGACAGUAGUCAAAUGGACAUUUCACCUUUUGCUGCCAGUAAGUGGAGCUGUUUUGUGCAGAUGUGUUGAUAGGCUGAGUAAAACUGGUUGGAGAUUUCAAAAUUGAACUUUGCCAUUAAAACGAUAAUGAUAUAUAUCGAAAAUUAUUCUCCCUCAAUAUCAAUAUAAAACAUGGUCGAUAUGCUUUUAUAAUAGUCAGCAUUCUGCCAUGUUUUGGAAGAUUAUAUGAAUAGCCAAUGAAAAGGGGUGUUGAUCCGAGUCCGCUUCCCACUGAACCAAUCAUGUGUCAACAACACUGGCACGAAAACAUUGGUGGUGGGGAGGUAUUUUGGUUUUUUGAGGUCGGAUGUAAGGCAGACUAAUAUGCACUAGAAAUUAUGUCGAGUACAUGUUCCUGCAAAGUCAGGGAAUACCUCAGAUCUUUUUCACCACCUGAAGCAGUGCCACGCAGCAGAGCACGUGCAAUGCAAAAGGUUACAAACCCCAAGCGGUUCGCUUUCUCUAGCACAAUGCUUUACGACAAAAUGAAGAGACAAAAAGACCUCACAGAUGCAGUAACUUAUUGUAUUGCAGAAGACAUGCUACUAGGCCUGGACGAUAUAGAAAAAAAGCAUAUCGAUAAAAAAUAAAUCAUAUUGAUCGAUAUCGAUAAUUAUCGAUAUAAUUAUUAUAAUUAUUUAACAUACACUCACCGGCCACUUUAUUAGGUACACCUGUCCAACUGCUCGUUAACACUUAAUUUCUAAUCAGCCAAUCACAUGGCGGCAACUUAGUGCAUUUAGGCAUGUAGACAUGGUCAAGACAGUCUCCUGCAGUUCAAACCGAGCAUCAGUAUGGGGAAGAAAGGUGAUUUGAGUGACUUUGAACGUGGCAUGGUUGUUGGUGCCAGAAGGGCUGGUCUGAGUAUUUCAGAAACUGCUGAUCUACUGGGAUUUUCACGCACAACCAUCUCUAGGGUUUACAGAGAAUGGUCCGAAAAAGAAAAAAUAUCCAGUGAGCGGCAGUUCUGUGGGCGGAAAUGCCUUGUUGAUGCCAGAGGUCAGAGGAGAAUGGCCAGACUGGUUCGAGCUGAUAGAAAGGCAACAGUGACUCAAAUAACCACCCGUUACAACCAAGGUAGGCAGAAGAGCAUCUCUGAACGCACAGUACGUCAAACUUUGAGGCAGAUGGGCUACAGCAGCAGAAGACCACGCCGGGUGCCACUCCUUUCAGCUAAGAACAGGAAACUGAGGCUACAAUCUGCACAAGCGCAUCGAAAUUGGACAAUAGAAGAUUGGAAAAACGUUGCCUGGUCUGAUGAGUCUCGAUUUCUGCUGCGACAUUCGGAUGGUAGGGUCAGAAUUUGGCGUCAACAACAUGAAAGCAUGGAUCCAUCCUGCCUUGUAUCAACGGUUCAGGCUGGUGGUGGUGGUGUCAUGGUGUGGGGAAUAUUUUCUUGGCACUCUUUGGGCCCCUUGGUACCAAUUGAGCAUCGUUGCAAUGCCACAGCCUACCUGAGUAUUGUUGCUGACCAUGUCCAUCCCUUUAUGACCACAAUGUACCCAACUUCUGAUGGCUACUUUCAGCAGGAUAAUGCGCCAUGUCAUAAAGCUGGAAUCAUCUCAGACUGGUUUCUUGAACAUGACAAUGAGUUCACUGUACUCAAAUGGCCUCCACAGUCACCAGAUCUCAAUCCAAUAGAGCAUCUUUGGGAUGUGGUGGAAUGGGAGAUUCACAUCAUGGAUGUGCAGCCGACAAAUCUGCGGCAACUGUGUGAUGCCAUCAUGUCAAUAUGGACUAAGCUCUCUGAGGAAUGCUUCCAGCACCUUGUUGAAUCUAUGCCACGAAGAAUUGAGGCAGUUCUGAAGGCAAAAGGGGGUCCAACCCGUCACUAGCAUGGUGUACCGUAUAAAGUGGCCGGUGAGUGUAUAUUUUAAUUGCAGCCCUGGAUGUUUUAUGCUAUUGCUUAAUGACCUUCUUUUAAUAGAGAACACACAAGCACUGAAUUCAAAUUCAAACCUUUAUUCAACCACCUUUUCUUUUUUAACAACUGAAAGUUUUUUAAAAAAGAACUAAAAAAAAAAAAGAAAUCAACUUAAGUGGCCUGAGUGACGUCAGUAAAUACUGACAAACAUAAAGACUAAAGUGACCAGAAAAUCUGAUAAAUAAAUAUUUAAAUAGUCUUUUGAUGAAAAUAAACAAAACAAACAAAUAUAUAAAUAAACAGAAUAGCUUUAGGUGGGAAUAGCAUACUACCAGUUUUAACUGUGUGGGAAACUGCCCACAGCCUGGUGUCUGAACACUGAAAUAUUUCUCCCGGGGUCGGGAGAUUUAUUUAUUUUUAUUAUCAUGUGAUUGACUCAAUACACAAACUAAGCACGAGAAGCAGGACUUAUCCACGCCUGUGUUGUGUCGUAGAAUGCACCCCUGCCGAAUGCACCCCCUGCUAGUAGCCAUGAUCCAAAUACUCGCGUCUUUGUAAAAUAUGAGCUCAUUUUCUUCCACUUUAAGAAGCUAAUGAGUGGACGGGAUGCAGGGGUGCAUUCUACGGCCCAACACCGGAACGUAAUUCCUCCGCACCCUUCUCAGCUUUUCAACCCCUGACCCGUUUUCAUGCCUGAAGCGCUGUGUUUGAGAAAUACUUGCGGCCGGGCACUUCAUAUCGCGGGUCGAGAGUGGCUAGAAGCUGGUCGAAGCCAGGCUUUUCAACGGUAGUUAUUGGCAGUAUGUCCCUCGCUAUGGAGCAUGUUACUGCAUGGGUGAUGUCCUUAUGCCGCUCGGACGCUUUGUCGUAUUUUGGCAAGAAACGAAGUCCAGUUUGGUCUGCUUCACAUGCUUUGUGCUGGUGCUGGCAGCGGUUCCAGAGGAUUCCUCCUCCGACGACGACGUGGAGCCGCGGCGCGGCCGACUCAGCUCGUACUCCUGCGGGUGCGAUCGGUUUAGAUGGUAAAACAAGUUGGUUGUGUUACCAGACUUGGUUUUUUCUCUGCAAAUUUUGCAAACGACCGCUGUUCGCUUUUUGUCAGACUUCUAAAAACCAAAACAUUGCCAUGCUGGUGAACUACUGAAACCUUUUUUCGGGACAAUGUCCUCCGCUUCUCCUUGCUGUAUCAUUUUUUCUAAUACACGUGCUGUCUGUUGUGGUUUGAUAGGGGCUGGGCUUGGUGCCGUAGCGUACCUGGGUCUGCGUUUGUGAUUGGUUGGGAGGAAGUAAUGACUGUAGUAAAGGCUACAUGAUAGGCUAUGAUGAAAAAGAAAGGGAAACUGUGUUUUUCUAUCGAACUUUUUAUCGACCCGUUUUUUUUCUAUCGCACCACACGUCUAUCGAUCGAUAUAUAUUGUUAUCGAAUUAUCGUCCAGCACUACAUGCUACCAAUAAGAACUUUAAAAUUUCAUUUUUUAUAUUGUGAUAUAAAUCGAUAUCGACUGAUAUGAAAAAAACAUAUCGUGAUAAACAUUUUCCCAUAUUGCCCUAGGGGCUAGUAUGGUGUGUAGUAGUGAACAGGGAUGGAUAACAUAACAGUGUUUCAAUAUGGAUAUUCUUUGCUGAAUGAAGUUAUCAAUUUUAAUAUAUUGUCACAAAAUAUGUGCAGAUAUAGAAAAAAACAAACUCAGAUAACCUCUGCACAUAUCCCAUACCAGUGCGUUCACCAGUAAACACUGACACAUUUUAAAUUUGCCAACAUAGAAACUGAUAGGACUCAUUGAUGACGUAUGAUUAAAAGAGUAUUAUUUCGCCGAUUUAUACAUCAUAAGUAUUUUAAUAUCAAAAAACAAACGUUUUAUUCGGGAUUCAUUUAGUUUCACUUUACAGAGGAGCAUGCCCCUCUGUCUGUGUCUGUAUCUCUGUCUGCAUGGUUGUGUCUGUACCCAUGUCUGUGUGUGCCUGUCAGUCGUCCAGCUGUUUGUUCUGCACAUCCUCUCCAGUGUUCCUGUCCUCCCUCAUAUUCCUUUUCUGCCUGUCUUUUGAACCUGAACUGAGAGUACUUCCUGUUGGUGCUCUCACUGCGGCCUCAGUCUUUAAGUGGGUGGAGAGAUGAUGAGUGGUCUCUUAUUAGAGGCUUGGAGGAUGAGAGGAAGCUGCAGUUCAAAGAUGUUUGUAUCAGUAAAUGUUGAAGCUGUCUGUUUCAUUCCUUUAUUCAUAAAGGUCUGUAUGGGGUGAAAUGAAAACUAUCAUGCUGACUGUGCAGACAUAAUGUUCCCUCUUUUGUUUUUUUUUUCCCCAUUUUUUCUGAAGGAGCCUGUAAUGACAGUCACCACUGUUUCUGCAGCAGAAUGCUGUUAAUCUUGUCUUUGCUGUAGAAAUGGACUGUGUAGAUUGGACUGUGUUUGAGUGAUGCUCUCUGUAAAGCACUCAGAGCAUUUCUACAUGACAUUUCUCACUCAUUCACACCACAUCCAUACACUGAUGGUAGAGGUUGCUAUGUGAAGUAUCAGUAUUACCUAAUCACGGUUUCCCCUAGGAUUUUUUCAAGCUGUGGUGGUGGGCUGCAUGGGAGGCGCACAGCCGCGCUAUGUCGUGCCACUGCUGCUUCGCUGGCGGCAGCGAAAUUGUUUUAUAUCAUGACAAAUAAGAAUUUUUAUGAAUAACAUUUAUUUAUUUUUUGCCAGUCUUGAACAAAAACAACAACGUUUCUACCAUUUCAACCAUUCUACCAUUUCUACUGGCAAAGUUUGCAUCCUGUCUGAGAGCACUUCAUUUAUCUUGAUUUUUUUAAAAACAAUUUAAGGGCUCUCUCAUAUGGGAACUCGGCAAGAGGUGGCCCAUUUAUGGUCAUUAUGAGGCAUGCUGCCAGAUGGUCUCCCUGCAGCCUGUUCCUCAGGUCUUUCUUCACCUACACAAAAAUAUUAUAAUAAAAAAAGUGAGAUAUGGGAAAUUAAGACAAACAAGCCAUCUCCAACAUGAAUUGUAAAGUUGACCAAAUAUCUUACUCUGUUCAUUGCAGAGAAAUCUCUGAUGGGCAUUGUCAACGCAAUGGCCGACAGCUGGUUCAAGCAAGGGUACAGCAGUCGCCAUUCAUCAGUCUGUGAUGCCAUCUUUGACAUCUUCCUGCCCUGCGUCUCCAGCUCUCUCUCCUCCACUCACAGUCUCAACUUGUGCCUGAUUCAGUUGUUAAAAAUGUUAUCUCAACAUUAAGAUACAACUGUUGCCAUAAACAUUUGGUUAUUUCUACUCCUCAGAACGUGAGGGCUAAAUACCUCCAGUACAUGAGGGCACCUUGGAACAUGAGGGCUAAUUAAAUAUGUCGCAACGUGACGGUUCACAUCACCACAACAAUAAGCGUCCUUUUGUUACCUGACCCUCGUCUUAGGGAAUUUUUCUCUUUUGUGUGAAAUACUUUAAAAUAUUCAUCUGAAAUCGCAACCAGUGACGAGUCAGGGCAACAAGCUGGUAUUAAGCUAGGUCGAGAUGAUUCACACGGGACAAACACGCCAUAAAGUAAUUAAACGUUACUUUCGGUAGCAAUGUCAAAACUAAGUUCGUUUUCACAGGCUUAAACAAGAAAUAUAUGAAUUAACUUGAAAUACCUUUCUCUUAAGCUCCCUCUGCUUUUCUUUCUUUUUUGGCGGCGGUGGGAUGGAAUGGGGGGUUCGCGAGUGCUAAUUGCAAUCUGCUCCGAGGCAGGUGCGAGCUUGCAGACAGGAGAUUCCUUGUAGAGAUUUACAUGUAGGGGAAACCCUGUUAAUCCAAUUUUGGGAUUGAGGGUCUUGCUCACACAUGCACAGGACUUGCACAGUAGGACAAUGACAGACAUUUUUUCUGGCUCGUAUAAGUUUGAAGUAGAGAAACGGUGAAAGCCAAACCACUUAUCCCACUGAUGGAUUUUCCACCAGUCCAUGGAACACAGGGGAUCUAAUGUGCAUGGUGGUCUGAACGCAUCACUGACCAACUGUGAUCUGAUGCACCACUAAUGUACCGUAUUUAAAUGACAUGACUGACAUAGACAAGUCUAUGUCAGUUAGAGAUCCUGAAUACCCAUUUUGAGAAAUUGCCAAGGUUACUCUGAGACUUGGAGUAAGACCCACACAGUAACUCUCUGUUACUGUGUGGGUCUAAAUAUAAGACACCCUCCACCCCACCCAAGAAAACAAAUGUAUGUGAAAUUAAUGGUACAGAAAGACAUUAAAUUAAACCGAUAAAGUCUUGAAAUAUAUUACCCAGUGAUUUUAUGACAUUAUGAUAUCUAUGUAUAGAUAUUGGUCUAUUGUGCGAGUCUGCUCUUCAAGUUAUUUCAGUAUUUGUUCCCAAAUGACUUUAAUGUUCAACUUAUCUGUAGUCAGUGGUUUAUACCCCUACACAGCACAUGGACAGCUCUCCAAGGGUGCAGAAUGACAAACAAGCUCAUCUUUAUCAAACAGCAGUUUGAUAAAGUUCAGAUUUGACUCGAGACAGCUCACUCUAGUCAUUGAACAAACACUACAGAGAUCCUGGAGGAUCUUUUCUCCGAUUACCUUCAGAUGAUGUGUCAGGUGCUGCAGGCUCCAGGCACACAGGGCAGGAGCAAUGAAAAAUUAUCAGUUCAAUAAUAUUAUAUUAUAAUAUUUUAAUAAAACAAAUGUACUAGAUGGUAGGGCUGGGAAUCACCAGUGGCCCCACGAUAUGAUACUAUUACGAUACUUGAGCCACAAUACGAUAUUAUUAUGAUUUUUAACAUUUUCUAAUACAAAGAGUAUUGCAAUAUAUUCCAAUUUGUACAUUUUUUCAACUGUUAAGCUGAUUAGCAUUUGUCUUUCCCUAAUGUUUGUCUUAUUUAAGCUGUAUUUUAUUUUCUUGUAGCACAUCUUGCAAACCUUUUAUAUAUCUGUUGCAGUGACUUUCUCCUGCUUUAUGAUGUCACCUCUGCUAACCUCACUGGACAAACAGUUGAUUUAAAUUUUUCCAUUAACAUAGACUUGACUUCAAAUUAAUAAUUGAUUUGAAAGAUCAAUACUUGGUAAAUGAGACGAUACGAUAUAUCACCAGACAAAAUGUCGCAGUACUAUGCUGUAUGGAUUUUUUCAUCCACCCCUUUUAAAUGGUCAGGCUGUAAAAAAUCUACCUGAACAGCCCGCCCAAGUAAAAAAGGAUAAUACCCCCCUUUAAACAUUUUAGUCGUGUUUAUUGGCUGGUCAGGCCUUUGUACAAAGACGGUCGGUGGUCAGACAGAAGUCACCUGGUCUAUUGGUCUCCCAGAAUAAGGAAACUUGUUGUCUCACCUAUUGAUCUGUCAUCUUAUCAGACUACUGCAACCUUUCGUCCAGCCUCUGUCCCUCCUUCUCCUCGUGUCAUUUGCACGUCCUUCUUGCAUUACUUGACAUACAUGGACACCGAGUGUGUGUUCCCGAAGAUGGGUAGAGCCAAACAGCUCAAGCCCAGAAAAGCAGAAAAGGCUGACAUGAUUGGUGCCGAUUGUUGCUAACUACUCGGGGUCUGGAUCAUUAGCAUAGUGACUUUUUUACACUGAUGCAAAUAUGAAGCUAUGUUGACUGUUUUUUAAGUUAUAUUGUUGUCGGUCUGACCUUGCUGUUUUGACUCUUUGUAGGCCUUUGUGAAGGACGUUCAAGAGGGAUCGGUCACUGUGGCAUUUGAAAACAAGUGAGUGACGCACAUACACAACAAACUACAAGAUUCUGAAAUGUGACCUUAGGCUGAUACUGAUUUUGUAACCAUGUGUGUGUUUCUUUGUCACAGUUGGCAGCCAGAACGUCAGAUUCCUUUCCAGGAUGUGCGUUUUCCUCCUCCAACAGGGUUCUGCAAGGAGAUAAAUGAGUGUGACGAGGUUGAGGUGAGACUGACUUCAUAUUUGAGACGAGAGCCAGAAAACCAGUUAAAUGACAAACAUGGCCACCGAAAAAAUUCAGUCUAUGUAAAGGACUAAAAAGUGAUUUGGCACAUACGGGUACAGUUAAAGAAUAACAUUUUAUUCAAAAAGUGAAACCUAUUUAUUCUAGAUUUAUCACACACAAAGUCAAACAUUUUAUGACUUACGUUGUUUGAAUCUUGAUGAUGGCGACUCACAGCUCACAAAAGAUUCCCUAUUUGAGAACAAAAGAUUUAUUACAGAACUCUGACCCAGAAAAAUGAUUUUUUUUAACAGACACAUUCAGGAAAAAUGAGGUUCAUUUAUGCAUUCAGCACUUGUUUAGGACUCCUUUUGCACAAUUACUUCUGAGAUCCUCUACAAGGUUCAGGUCAGGCUAGUUAGCUGGACAGUCAAGCAAAGUCGUACCACAGUCGACAAUCCAGUUUCUGGUGAUUCUGGCGCUGUAGGCAGGUGCCAGAAGAGGAAAUCUGUGUCUCUACAAAUCAUCUCAGCAGGUGAGGCCAUGAAGGUCUCUGAAAUCUCCUGAUAGACUUUAGGCUGUCCUGACUCUGGACCCGAUCAAACAAAAAAUCAAAAAUAUGCAGCCACAUUUUGAUUUAUUUAUUUUUUUAACCUAACCCGUACCCUAACCCAUGUUCGGGUUAAAGUUGACAUUAAAAGAAAACUUUGGAAAUUAUUGAUCUUGGUCUCAAUUUUUUUUUUUUAACAUUGCAAAACACUGGCAUUUUAACAGGGGUGUGGGGAUUUAAAUAUCUACUGUAUAUAGUUACCUAGGUAUAGAUAUGGACAUAUAUAGAGGGAUAGACACACAGAUAUAGAGGGUUUAAAUUCAGAUAUUGUAACACCAGUGUUUUGGUCACGGUUUCCAAGCUCUGUAUAAUGUCCUCUUUGUGUGUCUGUGUUGACAGGUAUAUUCCAGAGCAAACGACAAGGAGCCGUGUGGAUGGUGGCUGGCCAAGGUUCGCAUGGUCAAAGGGGAGGUAGGGUCCAGACUGUUUUCCCUAUCAUUUUUUAAAGUAUUUUACUCACUCAUGAAAACUUAAACAUUUGGAUUCUCUGGAAUAUGGAACUGGGUGUCAGGAUUUAUAUCACACCUGCCCCCCUGCUGAGUACAGGUGAACAGUACUACUAAGCAAACAAGAGCAGCCUGACCACAAACCAUCUUUGAGGACAGUGCAGAGAGAAGAGAGGGCCCCACUACUAGGGCAUGGGCAAUAUGGCCUCAAAUCAAUACCACGAUAUAUUGAGCAGUUCACCUCGAUAACGAUAAAUGGACGAUAACUACUUCACAAGCUGCUCACCACCGCCCACAUUUACUUUGUCUACUUCAGCCGCUACAACUUUUAAAUCGUCCUCUGUCUCCUCACCUGUUUUUCCCUCUUUGUUACGGACUGGAUGGGGUGGAGUCACGUCUCAUGUCUUAAAGGGACAUGAGACCAUAGCCUACCCACACACAUCAAAAAACGACUUUUAUUUAUUUACUUUUUGACACCAAAUAUAUUGACAUGGGCAAAAUGACGUUGGUUAUUGUCAUAAAUGUCUGUAUCGGUAAAUUUUCGGUUUAUUGCCCAGCCCUACCCACUACUGUUGCAUUGUGAUACAUGAUAUUGUUGUCCAUGUUUUCCUGCGACCAAAUGACUGAGAAGUUGUUCUUGUCUCUGUGUUUGUAGUUCUAUGUAAUAGAGUAUGCAGCAUGUGACGCUACAUUAAAUGAGAUUGUGACACUGGAGCGGUUACGGCCAGUCAACCCAAAUAAACCAUCCAACAAAAGCACCUUCAUCAAGAUCAGGCUUGAUGUCCCAGAGGAUUUACGGCAAAUGUAAGUUUUUCACAUGGAUAACAGAUACAUCUUACUAAAGUCCACUAUUUAUCAGAUGAAUUCCAGCACUUCUAGUGUUUAGAAUCUGAGCGUGUCCAAAAAAGAAGUAAAGGCACUGGCUGUGUAGAGAUCUAUUUUACAGGAGCAGCAGAGCUAAUGUCCAGUGCUGAGUGUAAGUGUAGAGAAAUUCCAGCACAGAGGAGAGAGACCUAAAACCUUCGCCCUCGAGCCUUAGUAGCUUUUAAUGUUGGUGUCAGGACACUGAAAAUGAGAACCUGUGAGAAACUUCUGUCAGAAACACCCAGUGUCUGUUAAAAAGUGACAAAAUAACCGGAGAACAGAAGCUGCUGAAUUUACUAACUGAUACAGCAUGCAUGUUUGAUAACCUGUCCAUACAGGAACCAAACUCUUACCACACAAAUAUUUAGGCGAGCUCUCUUGUUUUUUUUUUUAAAUCUCACAAGUAAUACUUUAUUUUCCCUUCAGUAAAUUUAUGUGGCUACACAAGUACCUUUUUUUUUUCUAUUUUGGUGAUAUUAGACAGAACAAGACAAGUGAGUGAACAUACAACUACAAAAUCGUACAAACAGGUUAACGCCCAAUAAUUUAUUAACAACAUUCAUUUAACAUUGUUCAGCGUGUUUGAUCAUGUUAGGGUGUGUUUGCGUGCGUGUGUGCACACUUGUACAUAAUGUAUGUAUAUAGAAAAGUAAAAUUAAAGAAACAAGGAGAAAAGGAAAAAAAAAAAAAAGGCGAUCAUUUUUACAUGCAUGUCUGUGCUGGCAUGGAAAAAGGCCAGUGAGUUUGUCACCGAAAAAAAUGGAACAGUAUUUUACUUGCUCUACAAAAACGAUCCAUCCGGACAUGCGCCUGUUCUUAGAAAUGACUUGUGUUACUCUGUGUUGACAGGUGCUCCAAGGAAUCAGCGCACAAAGACUUCAAAAAGGCUGUGGGAGCGUUCAGUGUCACCUACGACUCUGAGAAAAAGCAGCUAGUCAUAUUGGUGUGUAUCAAAGUUUUAAGAACCGGCUCCAUGUCUGGCAGGGACACCCUGUAUGAGACUGUAACCUCUACUAGUGACAAUACCCGAGUCAGAUUGUUUGUGUGGUUAAAGCUGUUGUUGUUGUUUUUUCCACAGUCGGUGAAUGAGGUCACAACAAAGAGGGCCACCAUGUUGAGUGACAUGCACUUUAGGAGUCUUCGCACCAAACUCUCUCUUAUGCUUCGAAAUGAGGAGGCCAGCAGACAACUGGAGGUAGAGACACACUUAUUAAGGGGACUUGGAGACAGCUGCAUGGGUGUAAAUUGGUCAUUUUGCAGUUGAAUAUCAUUGAAUAUAUAAAAGAGACUCACUCAGGAGGCAUUAACACCUCCUUCUCUCUUAAUGGUGAUGAUAACAUUGUUUACGUUCUUCUCUCAUUCCCUCUAUGUUGUGUCUUUUAGAGCUCCAGACAGCUGGCGUCCCGGUUUCAUGAACAGUUUGUGGUUAGGGAUGACCUGAUGGGUCUGGCGAUCGGGACUCAUGGGGCCAAUAUUCAGCAAGCGAGAAAGGUCCCUGGAGUUACUAACAUAGACCUGGAUGAGGAAACGUGCACCUUUCACAUAUAUGGAGAGGUUCAAUGGCCAUACCAAUACUAAUGUCCCUAUGUAGAAUAGGAUUGCCUUGAGUGCAGUGUUCCUUACAUUCCACGUAUGCUGUAUUUCUGUAUGGUUGACUUUGAAACUUUUGCCACUCAUAUUUUCCCACAUACAUCUCAAACCUGAAAGUAACUCAAAUGUAACAGACUGUUGUUUGUCUAAGGACCAAGAUGCUGUCCGUAUGGCGAGGAGCUUUCUGGAGUUCUCUGAGGAUGUCAUCAAAGUCCCCCGGAACUUAGUAGGUGAGACUGUCACUCCACACGGGCACUGAGGGUUUUCAUUUCAUCCAUGAAAGAGUUGAUCAGACUAUCACAGCAGACAGUGAGUGAGUUUUUUGCCUUAACAGGGAAGGUGAUCGGCAAAAACGGGAAACUGAUCCAGGAAGUAGUCGACAAAUCUGGAGUCGUGCGUGUUCGCAUUGAACCUGAGAGCGACAAAAAGCCCCUGGCAGCAACAGCAGCGGACGAGGUCAGUGUGUAGUGUUGUAAUUUAAUGUUACAUUUCAUGUUUGAUUGAAUUGAUAAUUCAUUAUUAUUAUUAUUAUUUCUAGUUAAAAGAAUUGAUUGACAAAUUGCAUGAUUUACACUACAGAUGGAUUGAUUUAAUUGAACAGUUUAGUAUUGCAUUUCAUGACGUUGCUAAGAGAACUGCAUUUCCCAUGCUCCUUUGCUACCGGAUGUUAGAGAGAAAUGCCGGGAAAUUUUGUGAUCGGAAAACGUGAGCCUUCUAGUAGUUCAGACUACAGAGCGAUAGCUGAGUGAAUGUUUAUUUUCUCCAUCUGCACCUUUAUUUGUAACCCCUUUUUUUCUUAUAUAAAUGGCAAGCAACUGCACUUGAUUUCCGUCGUCCUGUCGAUCCUUUUGAACAUUGUUAAUCUAUAUGUAGGAAAGACUGAAGACUCUUCUCACAGAAGCCCCAUAGUCUUGAUUUACAGACCUCUGACCUGAAAGUGAAGAUCGUCAAAAAAGUGACAAUGAUUUAAGAUUAACCUCAGUGUCUCUUACAGGGCAUGGUGCCAUUUGUAUUUGUGGGGACUAAGGAGAGCAUCUCCAAUGCUACUGUUCUGCUGGACUAUCACCUCAACUACCUUAAAGUGAGUAUCAUCAGGACUUCUGAACCUUUGACCAUUCAUACCAGGGUAUUAAGGGGUUACAGCUCUCCAUUGCAGUAACAGGUUCCCAUCAGUUUCAGAGAUGUGAUGAUUGGCAGGAACAACAUGCUCCCAUGCGUUACAUUCCUCCCUUUAUCAGCUCUCUUUAUGCGUGUCUGCCCGUGAGUCCAGGCGCUGAAAUGACCCUAAAAGUGCAAAGAGACUAUUAUAUAAAAGGUUUACAGCAAACAAGACUCAAGGGUCAAAUCUGAUUGAUUCAUUUCAAAGUCUGAGUUUUCACUGUCACAAACUGGCUUUAUUUGAACCGAGCAAGGUCUGUUAGGUCUAACUGACCAUGCCACUUUAACCCAGUUUAGACCAGUGUACAGUCUGUGGUUGGGACCAGGUAAUGUCUUUUCCCUGGAUGAAUGAGAACCUACUCAGAGAACUCUGGCCUGUCAGCAGCCACGUUUACAUGUGGAAAAUUUCUUGAUCCGAUUAAAAUUUGAGGGAUCGGAUAAUCUGAAUCCAGUUCAGAUUAUCCGUUUUUAAAAAUGAUGCGCAAAAUCAAAUGAUGCGAUCAUGACGUGCGUUUACAUGCACCAUGCUUUGUUCAGAUUAGAAGGAUUUGGACAUGCACAGAGUUGUCAAACCAACAAACGCGGUAGUGACUCACUUCAUCCAGUUCAGGAUUUUCCUCCUUGUUAAAUGAUGUCACUAGAUGGCGCUCUUGCUUACUUAUUUUACUGUUCUGUCAAAGGUUGCACUGUGCGUGCAGAUGUGAUGCUUUUGAUCGAGCAUUUUUAUUCCGAUUAUUUGUGCCCAUGUAAACACAGCUAGUGAUGUCCUUAAAUCUAAAAUGCCUAAUGAAAAAACCAUGAAGAGGACACUGAACCAUGAACUGUCAAAUGCGUUGUUGCAUUCCCAGUUAAGACCCGUCAGUGUUGUGAUGACUCACGUUCUCACAAUAAGUCACGUUCACUCCAGAUCUUACAUACAUUUUUUCACUCCAAAUCUUACAUCAGUGUUUUCGGGAGCAAUAGGUCUCCAGUAAUAGACACUAAGAAUAAGAACCGUUUACCUGGACUUGUCUCCAUCUUUGGACACAAAUAUGACAGAACAGGGAAGAGAGAGAUUCCUCAGACAGGCAGAGCUGCCAUGUCUCUGCCUCCUGAGCAUGUGUUCUCUGCCGCAGGGCUCAUUGUGACCUGGUUGUGCUCUGUACUGAGGUGCCAGGUCAAGAAAAAAGGGGGCACAUGCCAUUUGGUGUGCACAGAUUUCAAAUCUUUACUCACUGUUUCUGAACUGUAGUCCUACUAAAACCAGGGGAAUGCAGACUGAAAGAAGGUCUACCUGUAAAGUAAUCUUUCCCAUCCUUUAUGUCUGCAUCUACAUGAUGAAUUGAACUGCAAAGCCGGUAAUUAAGUUCAUUAUUUUAUCAACAGUAUGACAGCAUCACUGUGACUUUUUACUCCUUCCAGGAGGUGGAUCAGCUUCGUCUGGAGCGCCUUCAGAUUGACGAGCAACUCAGGCAGAUAGGGGGUGGAGGAGGAGGGACAGGGCCGAGGAACCCCAAAGACAAAGCCUUCGUGUUUGAUAAUGGCGUUGGGUUGGGGAUUAGUAGAGGAGCAGGAGGAGGAGGCAAGCCUUACGCUGGAGGACGAGGAGGCAGAGGGCGAAGAGGCGGCGGCGCAGCUUUCACCUCAGGUCUGGUAAAAUAACAUCUGGAUAAAAAACAGAACAUCUGAAAUUUACAUGAAAUUCUCUUCUGCUGUGUGUUCUGUAAACAUUCAUAUGUAGAAAAAAGUGAUAUUUUUAGAGAGGUUUGGUUUAUUUGUAAAAAUGUGACGUGUCUGUUUUUUAAUUCCUAAAAAUGAAUUGAGUUUGUACAAAGAGUUGUAUCACAGGUUAAUGUUGAAACCAAAUUUUUUUGAAUUUAUUCGACUUCAAGGCACCAACUCAGAAGCAUCAAAUGCAUCAGAGACAGAGUCGGACCACAGAGAGGAGCUCAGUGAUUGGUCCAUGGCCCCAACCGAGGAGCUGAUGACAGGAGGCGGGACCCUGCCCAGACGAACAGAUGGGAGGAAGAGAGCGGGAGGUGGAGGGCCUCGUGGCAGAGGAGGGAGAGGGAGAGGAGGAGGGGGUUACAAAGGUUGGUAGUGAUUUCCAUUUGCAGUCACUGGUUCACUUGGAGCAGGCAUGGAGUCUAUAGACUGAGACUCAGGACUUGUCUGUCUUCCUGUAGGUGAAGACAUGCAGUGGAGUGACCCAAGACCUCGUCAUGCAAGAGACCCGAAGCCAAGAGUUCAGGAAGAAACACUACAGGUAACACAAACACAGAGACAGACGUGGCUUUGUGUGGAAAGAAAGCAGAUCCUGCUUAUAUUUGCUUAUAUCUGGGGACCAGAACUUCAGACUUUCCUAUUCCACUGCAGUCCCGGAACUGUCUGGAAAGACCCUUUUAAAGAUCCUGAAGUGAAGGCGAAUUAUCCCCAAAAUAAGACACACUGGAAAAGGAAAUUCGUUAUCACAUCAGUUUUGCUCCAUUAAGAGGGAGAGCUGAACAGUAAUCUUGUGUAAAGCUAAAUAGAGCCGACAGAUAACCUGAAAGAAUAUGAAUUUGAACCUUUCUGAUAGUUGAUUGUUUUUGUCCGUGAAAUUUGUCCAAAUGUUUCUGAUUCUAGAUGUUGACCCCUAAGGAUAUGCUGUGUUGACAGUCUCUAGUUUCUGAACUGUGGCAGGUCCAAACGAAAAACUUUGUGGAUCCUUAAGUUUGCACACAAGUGACAAUAUAUCUGUAUUAACAUGUUUUAUUAAACGUUUCUUUGAUUUACAAACUUCUUGAGCUCAAACUCAGGUGUACUGCAGCUCCAUAUCGCCCAUGUUAUUAAACGACACCGGGUUUCCUUUUGCUGGAGCCCUUUCACGCCUGUGUGGGAGAUAUAAAGCUGACAGCAGCAGAACAAGCAGCCUGUGUGUACGGCCGUACGACCCAUGCUGCAGCUAUCUUACGUCCGCUGUGGAGAAAACUACAUGAUGCUCUUGCAUUAGCAAACUUUAAACAAUAUGAUGCAAAUGAGGUUAUUUUUUCAUGGAUUAGUCAAUUUAAAGGGAUAUUCCGGCAUAAAUUUGAGUUAGGGUCAAACACCUGUUGGGGGAGCCUUGACGAGUCGAUCCCUGAGUACAGCAGAGUUUUGCAGCUCAAGGAAGAACAUUUAUGAUUAUUACUUCAUGGAAAUGCAAUCAUGUAAUAAUUAUAAAUUUUCAGCUGCACUCUGUCAUCCACUCGUUAGGGCUCCCCCACAAACAAGGGGCUGCUGGAGGAGAGUGGGUGAGUUGUGUUUGGUCUCUUUGCUAAAGAAAUCAGGCAAAACUAAAAAGAUGUUUGAUGGCUAGUGCUAUAGCUGGGACUCUAUAUGUACUGUUGAUGAAGUUAGGUGCUAUUCUGAGCAUUAUUUGUGGCUGUAGAGUGGCUUUUGGGAUGAGGUUGGCCAAGGAGAGGUAGACAUCGUUACUAAAGUUGGUAUAACUAAAGAAGCAAGCGGUCUGCGACAUUCGUCUCUCGAGGGGUUGUCUAACUCGGUGUUCCGGUGUGUUUGACCCUAACUUAAUUUUAUGCCGGAAUAUCCCUUUAACAGCUGUUAUAUUUGUCUCUACUGAUGGGAUUAAUAUAUUUACCUUGUGAACUGUCAAACAUUGUCUUUUGCCUGUUUUUCCGACUAAAUCUGUGAAAUUAGUUUCAGCUCACACGCCUGUGCAGCUGAAGCAGACAAGGUUUUGUUAAACACGAUGAACAGACUGAUUUGUUGACCUACAACAACAACAACAGGAAAUCAUGAUGUGCUUUGUCUCCCUCAGAUCUGUGUGGAUGGUAACAAUGAGCGCAGUGUGCAGCACUCCUCAGGAGGGCGAGGUCAACCCUCGACCCAGGGUGGCAUCAGUGGCUGCGGCGAUGGUCCUUCUCGCCAUCACCAUCAGAGACCCAUCAGAGACCGAGGCAUGAAGAAAGAGAAACACGACGCCCCUCCACUGGUGAACGGGGUGUCGUAGAAGCAUCAUUUGAGGACCUUCUCACUUAGACAUGCACUCAGAAAACCACACACCUGAUUCUGUCAUAAACCAUAGUAGAGUGUAGUCUCUCUCUCUCUCUCUCUCUCUCUCUCUCUCUCUUUUUCUUUCUUUGUUUUUGUCAAACACACCAGUACACAUACUUCAUCAGCCUGGUUUGCCAUUGUGAAGUUGAAGACCAGAGUUGACCUGUUACCUGCUGGUCUCCUCUCGGGUUCUGAGUGUCCUGUUCUGGUAUUUUCUCCACUGGUGUGGUUUCUACCUUGCUUCUCUGGAGUGACGGUUAAAAAAAAAAGAGCACUUUUUGUACAAAAGGAAAAUAAACGGAGUGGACUUACAGCACAUCACUCACAGAGACAUGACCCUGAAUAUGUUCCUCUAACCUUCAAAUACAAAUGUGUUUUUGUUUUAUAUUACUGCCAUGUAUGGAUUUUCUCACGGUAGGGCAUGAAAUAAAUCAAACCAAUUGAGGACGUCUUAGUCUUUCAGGAAAACCUGAAUUAAGGUCUUUUAAACCAGGAUCAAACUGUCUCCCCCUCCUCCAGCUCAGUCUGUAUAUUUGCUGCCUCACGUGGCAGUGCUCAUUUAGUCACCUGUAGGUGAUGUUCCAGAGAGACUCCACUGAUUAACUCCAGAAGACUGUUUCUCAGCAGGUGUAGAUGUGUUUGGUGUCGCUCAGAUCAUUUAGAUCAUUUCUGUUCAUGGGAAACACAGAGAGGUGUCUGCUGACAGCACUUAGCUUUUCAUUCUUCUUUAAUAGUUACUCAAGGCCUGACCACCAUGUAGCAAAUUGAACAAAUAAAAUUUCCUUUUGGGAUCAACAAAGUAGAGAGCGAGUGAAAUGUCCUUGGUUCAGAGCCAAAGACUCACAGAGCUUUGAGAAGACAAUGGAAGUAUAAAAGUAUUUCAUUCGUGACAUUAUCUCUGUUUACUGUGGAGAUGAUACAGAACCCUUAGUCUUCCCAACAGUGGGUCCAAUGGGCCCACAAGAUGCAUCAAUGGAAAACAUAAAUCUGAGGCACUUUGAUGCAACUAUUGAACAGCCAAGGUACUGUCUCUGUGGAGCCUUUUACAGACGGGAAAGUAUCAGUGAGCUUCCCUUUACAAUUACAAACUUAGCGUGUGGCCGGCCCACCAAGACAGCAGUUCUUGUAAAUUCACAGCAAAGCUAAAUUUGAGCUGUUCAGGAGCACAGUUUGGUCCACAGACUACAACUUCAGCCUUGACUGACCUGGAACAUCUCCUGGGGGUCUGGGUGAACAGGAAGCAGCUCCAUGUCAUCACUGUGUGGACAAGCAGAAGAUGAACUGUAAAAUACUGUCAGGGAGGUUUUACUGGGGAUUGUACAGAAACAGAAACACUUUUUUUUUUUUUUUUUUUUAAAUAAUUUCUUUGAUUUGUUGAUGUAGUUUGUACCCCAGGCUUCAUUUAGAGUCAACCUUCAAACUUUGAUGAUCAUGUUUGGACAUAGGUUUGCAUAAAAAGGACUGUUUGAUGGAUGAGUGUUGUUGUUACAAUAAAAACUGUGGAUUGGCUUUAAUAAUCAUGUGAAUCCUGCAAAAUAUAAUGAGCCUAGAGGUGGAUGAAAAAUGAAGGUACUGUGAAUUUUCAAACUCAGACUAAACUGUAUAUUUACUUUGGUGUACAGUCUCAGUGAACUGCUGUGAUACCGUCUUUGGACACAGCAGCCCUUUGGAAAGGCCCGCCAGAACCGACAGCCUGACUGAUGAGGGUGUUUCAUAGUUGGCUUGGGUAGAUAGCUGGACUUCCUUUGGCUGGUUGUAUUUACAUGAUGUUAAACAGUUUAAUGAGCACAGAAACUUUUGUUUCCUGACAAAGAUGAGGAUCAGUCAGGGUAAAGGUAGCAGCCUCAUCAAUGUAGUCAGACAAUUACAUGAGUGUUUCUUUUGCAUGUGGAAACUUCUGUGCUCCACAGUGUGUUUGUUUGGACUGAGAGGGACUUGGUUUUUGUAGGAGAAACACUUCACUGAGGUUAACCUUUGCAAAAUAAAAGUGGUCCAAAUUGUUAUUCCUGAUGGUUUCCAACUUGCCCCGGCUUACCAUGGAAAAGGACCCUGAAGUCAACCUUUGUGCAUUAAUCAGUUCUUUUUAUUUCUCCCUCUGUUUUGUAAAUGCCACACAGAAAGAGGGCAAACACUGACAUUAAACAACUGAGGUCAGACUUCCAGACAGUAACUCUUCAGGUGUUAUAAUUGUUAACAGUUUUCUAUUUCAUGUAUGCUCAGAUAGAUUCAUGAAGGUAUCAUCCCCCCAAAAUAGUAGAGAUUCAGUUCAAGUGGUAUGAAGGGCUUUUACGACCAUUUGCAGUUGGAUCUGUCCUCAAUUAUACUCUUACGUUUUAACUCUCUGCAGUAGUUAAGUGAGAGGGGCAAAUGUGGAGAGUCUUUGAGAAAUGUUUGAGGGAGAUUGACAGUAAUGUUGGUUAAACAUAAAAAAAAUGAAAAAGCAUCAUCUCGUCUCCUGGCUCCAACAGCAGAGUCCAGAGUCAAACUCAGAGUACCAACGAAGGGGCCAUCUUAGAAUUUUUUAUUUUUUAUUUUCAAAUAAAAAUGUAACAUCAGACUGAUUAAUCUUGUUAUUGUACAAUAAGAAGUCGCAUUUAAAAAAGCCACUUUGCCCCAUCUUCAACAGACUGUAAAAGACGAAGACAUGAUUCAGGAAAAACCUGUAAAGAUUUUUCCAUCAAGCUCUCAGAGAAACUCAAAAAGAAAUUGUAAUGUGCCUUUAGUUUUGGUUAACAUGGUAAUUCAGAUAUGAAAAUGUCUAGUGGUAUGAACAAGAAUGGAUAACAAUGCGGGUUGUUGAUUGACCAUUUUUUCAGACUAGUUUGUAUUUACUGAAACGUAAAGGACUACGACUCUACUGACCCACCUGCCCCCUAAUCCUCCAUCAGCUGAUGUUCUGCCCUUUAUCGUGUCCACAGAUGGAAAACAUCGACCAGUAUCUGAUGACCAGGAUGAUUUCUCCAGUCACUUGUUAUCAUGUAACAUCAGCUUUAUCCUGGGACUUUUUUAAACUGUAAAUUCAGGACCCCAAAAUCAAAGCUUGCCACUCCCUCCUCAGAAGCCACUCUUAUGCUCCAGUAUGCUUGAGGUAGCAAACUGGUUUGUUCUGGUCUGACUAAACUCCCUUCUGGAUUUCAGAGGUCCAUAACUGAUUAGAGGCAGUGGACCAAGUGAGGUCUCUACCUUACAAUGUUGUACCUUUUCAGCCUUGCAGUGCAUGUUAGUAUUUAUCAUUUUUUUCAGGACAUGUUUGAUAGUUUCUGACAGAUAUUUUCAAAUCUGUGUGUUUUUUUUUCCAUUUCUUCUUGACCUGAGUUCAGCAAAAGGUUCCAGUGACAGUUACUUUUUAUAGUCACUGACUUAAACUUUGGUAAAUCGCUGAGGGCAAUUUCUUGUAACUUUUGAAUCAUGUCACUUUUGUUCCUUGGCUGACUUUUAUUUCUAAGAUGUAUUAUUUGUGUUGGUUUCUUGCCCAGCAGCCUGUUUGGGUCUUGCCCUCACAUUUGCUGUUCACACUAUAGUCAUCUGCAUUUUGUUAGCAGUCAGCACUCUCUGCAGUGUAUGGAGGAAUGGCUGCAGUGAGAGUGAGCGCAUUAGUUUCUGUGAAGCAGUGACAGAGCAGAGCUGCUUUUGAAGAAAGGAUGGCAUACUGUAAAUAGUGAUUUUACUGUUUGUCUAACAAAAGAUUUGUAUUCUUGUUUCUUAUGUGCUCUUCUCUUUCUUUGCUGUUUCUUAUGGGUUAAAAACUAGAAGUAUUGAUAUAGACUAAAUGAUGUGUAAAAAAUAAAUAUUCUCUAUGAUAGUUUGGACACGUAUACAGCUGUGAUUCAUAACCCAUCGGUGAUUGUGCAGCAGAAGCAGGAGGAGUUGAUUUUAAAAAAUCCACCUUAAAAUGAAGUUCAUGAGUGAAAAACCACUCUGACAUGUCCGAUCUCCCCAGGGUCAGGGUUUCAGCAGGUUUCUCCUGUCUUAGUGCGAACAGUUACAGACAUGAGUAACCUAGUUUGGUAUAAGGACUAGAAGCCCACAGACAGAGGGACUGCUGGUUAUCUAACAGGUUAUUUAUUGAUUUCAUGUUUUUUUUUCCUAAAUAUCCACAGAAAUCAAAAACAUGUUUUUAAGAACUUUUUACAUUUCUGUAACAGACUCAGUAAGAGACCUCCACAAGCAGACACAGGCCCUUUUUUGAACCUCUGACACAGCCAGACUGGAUGUUUUUCUCCAUCUUUUUGUAGAUCAUGAGACGCCAGCAGGCUUGUAGCUAAGUUUCACAGAUUUGAGGACAGUAUCAUCAAGUCUUCUCACUCUUUAUUUUCAGAUGAAAUAAUUCUCUUUACCCUUAUUAGAAAACAAACAAACACACAAACAAAAAAUGAUCCUUCUCCACAGUGAAUCAGCUUAUAAAAAAUACAUCUACACUUAAAUAAAGUAAAAAACAGUUUUAAGGUGGAUUUUCACUCUAGUUUUUACUCACCAUAAAUAAUUACAGAUUAGUUUUCCCAGACAUUUCCUUAUUCUAUACUACACAGCUCCACAGAGCUCAAACAUUUAUAAUGGCUUCAUUGUGUCACAGCAGUGAUAAUAAAUACGGCUGCCCUUCAACAUGCUUGUUGGUGUUUAUGACUGUACCUCUGAACACCAGGUGUGUUAAACUGGACAGCUGCUUCACCAGUUUGAUGACUUUGUAAUGUUUUCACUUGAGUUAGAGGGAAGCUAGCUAACACUGAUGCUAACACUGAUGCUGGGCCAAGGUUCAAUAUAAUAAUGAUGACAAUUACCAAAAGAUAAGCAGCUGGGAAGGCUGAAACACUUAAACCCUGCAUGGUCCUGUACCAAAGACUCUCCUGGCAGCUGUUUCUCUGUUGCUCAUGAAAAGAGUCUCCGUAGAUGGUGGAGAAGAUCAUGGCAGAAACCUAUUUGGUAUGAAGCACUUCGAAACACUUAAAAUGUGCUCAGCAAGGAUGUAUACUAUCAUCAUUUCUAUUGGGGGCUUGUUGACCAAUAGGAGCUCUAAAAAACAAAGUUUUAAGACCAGCUGCAUGAACACAUUUGUUACCCCGAGCCUCGCUAUGUUGGUUUGGUUCACUGAAGAGGACUUUUGAGUCUUGGUCCUGAGGUGCAGCUUUGUCACCCUGGUUUGUUUGUUGUUUUGGUUUGACUCAAUCCUAAAUGCAGCCCACUGUCAUUUGUUCAUUCAAAUGACAUGUUGGUACUUAAGAAACACCAUCAAAACUCUAUUAAGAGUCCUGUUGCUUUGGAAGAUGCUGUUAACUUACAUGAAACUUGUCAAACUAACACUGAGGACUUCUUCUGUGUAUGAUGUUUAAUGAUGUUCUCCUGCUGUGAAAGGAGAGCAAAGAAAGAUGUGAGACAUCUUUCUAAAGAGCAUGAAAAAAGUGACAGUUUAUCACAUUUUUGACUCAUUCAUGAGAACUGAAUUCAGAUCCUUUCAAGUUUCAUUUCAGUUGACAGUAUUAAUAACCGUGAUGGAAAUGUUUGCUGCUUUUCUCAUGAAAUGCUGUUUCAUGAUGUAUUUGGGGGUUUAUGUAGCAAACGUUGGAAACUGCUUCAUCUCUAUGAACUUUGGUGUACAGAGAACACACUUAUAAUCCAGUGGGGCUGCAGUAGAAAAACUUAAGUUAUUUAAUAUGUAUUUUGCCUGAAAAAUAGUCAUUCUUUGAUUAAAGUUAUCUGUUACUACAACCACAACUACUACAGCAUUGUAGUUUUGAUUUACAGGUCAGCACAGCAACGUUUCCAGCUGAGAGGAGUUCAACAACCAACUUCUUCCACAGACCUGAUUUUGACUCCAGAUGCUUUUUGAGCAUAAAGAAACACAAUGACACAACAACACUGGUGAAAAAUGUGAUAAACUUCAAAUAUAAGAUAAGCAGAAGAAAUACACCCAUGAACUGCGAACUGUUGAGAAAGUUGAAGACUGGAAAACUGUUUUAGAUGACAGUACAUGAAGCCAUCCAAAGCUAAUUAGACUCCACGGUGAAGAUACUCAGCAGUAGAGUGCCAUAAAGUGAAGGUACCUGCAGGUACUGCGACCGGGGCUGUAAAAAAGUGGGCACUUUGUGUACUCUUGGGCAUUUCCAUUUCCUUUCGUUUAUAUUACCAGUAUUUACUACGUUUGGGUUGAUAUUUCUGGUUAUAGUGCAAUAUAUUUUGUAUGCAAGCAGUUUCAAUAAAUAAAGGUUGAUCUUCCGUUAUGAGCUCUGGCUGAUGUAUGCAUUUCACAAGCUCAGGACACCAUUAAAGUGCAGUAAAGUCUGGCUGUUGUCAUGGAUACCAAAGGCUCACACUGCUCUCACUGAUCUAUCCUCACACCUGGAUGUAUAAGGCUUAAUCCCUGGCAUUUCUGAUGGCUUUACCAAAUCAUCCCCAGGGAUUAAUGAAGCAUCAGGUGAGGGUAAUCUAGACGUGUACAUGUAAACAUGUUCCCACCUUUACUGAACUUGCUGAUGAAAAACCCAGAUUAGCAGUUAAUUUCAAAGAAGAGGGCCCUGAGGAGUAAUGGUUGAGUCGCUGUCUCUCUCAGUCCACCAUCAGCUGCUGUGUUCAGCACGGCUCCAUCUGCAGAUAACGUGGUGUGCUUGUGAUGAGAUGCAGUAUGUGCAAACAAGCACAGGUGUGUCCGUGUGUUUGGACUGGACUGGGUUAUGCAGAGGUAGCAAGUAUGUGCGGCCACAGAGCCCAUAUACUAAUACAUACUAAACACUAUCAUUGGGGGUUACACCAGUUAUAUUUUGUAACAGCAUACACAGCUGGUUUUAACGUGGCUGUGGUCAUUUAUCUGUAACUGUAUGAUGUUCUGAGUUUUUUCUUUCAGGUCCUUUUGGAUCUUCUCCUGACAAGGAGACAUUUCAAUACAAUUAAAACUACACUUUAACUGGAAACAUAAAUAAGAUUAGCCGAAGAUUUCAGAACUUGGUGUGAGUAACUCAGCAUCAGGCUGUAAGAGUAACACUGGGUCAGACUGUCUGACUAGGGAAUAGGGAGAAGGUCUCUGUUAGUUUAUGAUGGUUACUGGGUUUGACUGCUGGAGUUAGGGUUAGAUUUGGCUCCUGGAAAAUGAUGUGUGUGAGUCAGGGUCUUUUUCAGGAUCUGGCCCAAGGCCCUCAGACCUGCAGAUACUCCUAAAGGUCUGCCAUGAGAGCUCAGUCCUGAGGGACUAUUUACCAAUCUUUUUCUGCAGAGUUGCACGCGCCUGCACUGUUUCUGUAAGCAUUAAUCUUUCCUAAACUGCUGAUAGGUGGGCUUUACAAACACACACACUGACCCCCUUUUGAGUGAGUUCUCAGUAAACUACUUCUAAGUCCACAUAGGUUCAAGUGAACUAGUUUACAUCCAUACUUCUUUGUUUUUCAAAUCUUUUUAAACUAUGUUCAGUGUCCAAAACAAAGGUUCUAGUUCAUGUGCAUCUAUGCUCUCUCACUUGUGUCUCUGAGCAGUGGUGGAUCUGGAUCUGUUUUACUAAAAAGGGGCAGGCUGGGGCUGUUUGUGGAGUCUGAGGGACAAAAGAGGAAAAAAAAGCAGUUUUCAAGCAGAAACUUUCUCCUCUUUAUUUAGAUGAUAGUUGUAAAGCAGGUACGGAGGAUGAAUUCCUAGUUAUUAUAUCAUAAAUGUAAAAGAAAAAUAAAAAAUGAAAAUGAGGUUUGGCUAAGACUAGAGCUAGGACCAAGACAUUCAGUCCCCUAAAGAUGGUCUCCUCUGUCCUGAUGAUGGGAGGUAAUGGAGUAAGUACUGUACUGAGAGGACAGGUGCUGUAGCAGAUUCAGCUGGACUCCAUCUGCAGUUCCUGAGCAGGUAAGAAAGGAAACAGUCCAUGUGCUUUGAUUUGAAUUUUAUUCAUUUGUUUAAACCAGCUCUGCUGUAGAGUCUUCAUAAAAAAAUAAUGUCCUGCAGAGCUCCUCUAUGAAGAUACAACAUAAUAAUGAAUCAUGUGCGCAUGAUGCCAUCAGACAUUGUUGAUUGUUUCCCUUUAUAGGUCUAGAUGUCCAUCUUCCCUUUGUGCCAAUCCCGGUUCAUUAGUCCACUUGUCUUUUAUUAUAACCACAUCUUCCUUUUCGUCCCUGCCCUGAGGUAGAGGAGCUGCAGCCUCAUCCUGGUCUGGAGAUUCACAGUCUGGGGAGAAAAAAAAAAAGACAAAAAAAGUCAGCAAAAAAGCAAAGACAGCAAAAAAGGAGCAUAUGAAAAUUCAAACUCACAUAAGGUAUUCUGGCCAUCUUUCUCUGGAGGCCACUGUGGUCAGAGCUGCUGUAGAUGUUGUUAUCCUGACCAGGGUCAUCUGCUAACAUGUACAACUCUCCAGCAUGGACAUCAGAAAUAUUGACCUAGAUAUAUAAAGGACAUAUAUUUUAUCUCUGAUUCUGACGAAAAAUGCCUCGAACAUUAACUGAACAUAGAUUCAUAGGUCUCUCACAUGGAUGCAGCUCAACCUGAUCCAACCAGACAGCUCACAAAAGAAGGAAAAGACUUUGUGUGACACACCAACCUGAAAUGUAUUAGGGUUGAAUCCCAGCCACAGAGUGUACCUGUAGUCCCAGGAACGCAGGGAGUAGCCCAUAAUUUUUAUAUCUUGAAGAUCUGGAAGAUCAGAGUUCACCUGGAAGAAGAAUAAGAGUCAGCUAACAUGGCUCACCGCUGUUUCAAAACAACAGCUCCAAAGACUCUCCUUGUUUCACUCUCUUCUUUUCAAGGUAAAUACUUUCAGGACACACAUGAUUCCUGUGUCACCUCUUCAAUAAACCAGAUAAUCCAGAACCCCAGGCAGACUGGGGAGAAUCUAUGAGGAACCCUGAAGAGUGUUUACAACAGUUUUAACCUGCAGCUCUCAACUCGAUUAGUUAUUUUAGAUCUCCCCUACUUAUGAUGGCCCUGGGACAAUCCAGGACACAAUUCACCGCCACCCUCUAACACCAGGUACAGGUAAUCAAACAAACCAGAAUUCGAGGUGGAAACAAGUGUUGUCCUGGUACAGAGCCCUGAGUGACAGCAGAGGCCGGUAUGCCUCAGCUGGUUGAGCAGGUGCUCUUCUUACAUAUUCUACAGCCCUCAUUGCAUUAAUGGAUUUCUGAUCCCAACAUAAUUUGUUGCAUCUCAUUCUCCUCUCUCUCUCUCUCUCUCCUCAUUUUCUGUCUCUCUCUAUCCAAACUAUGUCCCCCAAAAUGUAGACAGCGUGUUAAAGCUUGUGGUGAAACCUGUGGUGUGUCAGCUGGCCGUGGGUACUGGCUGAACGAUAUAGCUUCCUCAUCCUCUCCUCUCUCUCUGUGUCGGAAGGUAUAGGCGAGGUUGUCUCCCUCUGUACACAAGUCCCUCUAGAAGCAAAAACAGACCAAAACAAAAGAAUGUAUGUUAAGAGUCCAUAUUGUUGUUCCUAACUCUCAAUAUCUCUGGUUUGGCUACCUACACUGGGACCAACACUACAGAGAUGGUGAAAAUAAUCUGUUCAAGUUUAACCACAACAAGAUUAUAUGAGUUAGAACCAACAUUUAUACAAUUUUCAAUAAAACAAAAAUGAAACAGAAGACCUUCAAGUUAUUGUCUCUGUAUUCGUCUAACAACGUUGAUUUAGCAUACAGCCCACUGAACUGGGAGGCCCAAGGCAUCAUUACGAGAAGUGGUGCACACUGGCGUUUUUUGUCUGAACAAUAAUCUCAACAAAUACAUUGUGGUUACAUCUGUGAGAUUUUGGCUGUUAAAUCUAAGACCAGUCAAUGUUUAUGUGUCUGAAAACACUGGCAGCAAACAGUAUGCGACCUGCUGCCUUUAACCAAACACAUUGAGAAAACAAAACAAAACAACACAAAAAACCUUUCUACCAAUUUUGAGACUAAAUCAAGUCCACAAAUAUAAAACUUUAACUGAAAGCAAAGAGUAAAAUACAUUUGUCAGUCUUUCAUACCUGGAAAGAAACAUCCGGACAAGGUUCAGGUGCUCUCAAGCCAGCCAGGUAGGAUGUAGUGGGAAAAACAUCCACCAACUCCACCACAUUUCUGAUCACUUUUUUCGCUAGAACAGAGAGGAGUCAGUGAUGCUUACAGUUUUUUGAACAGUGAAAAUGGUCACGGGCAAAUAUCAUAGUACAUCCUCAUAUAAACAGGAUUCUUCAUUGGAAUUUAAUGGCAGUGAGGCAGCAUGCUCUACAUGUGUACACGUAUGAAAUUCAUACAGUAUGUAUACAUGUAAUUUAAAGUUAUUUUCUGAGUAUCUAUGAUGAAGUUGACAGACAGACUGAUAGAUUGAGAGAGAAGGGGGCGGGUCUUACUUUUAAAGUUGAACUUAGAUUGGCUGAAGACAUCAAUAAAGGGAAAGGUUGGCUCCCCCAGCCACUCACGUAUGGUCGUGAUGCCAGGAACAUAGUAUACAAGAGGGACACGUGUAGUCACAUCAAAGUUUGAAUAUUUCGCCCAUUCACCAUGUUCCCCCAAAGACCAACCUGAAGUUUGAUUUUUAAAAAAAAAACAGAUUUAGAAAGUUUUUUGGUCAGUAGAUAUCAAUGAAAGGGUGAGUGUGUGAACACAUCACUGCUAUGCAGUGGUAAAGAAAUGAAAAAUGUACCUAUAACUGUAUUUUCAAUAGAAACAUUUCUAAGUUGUGAACACUCUAAACCUUUGUAAAGAACUCUUUGUGUCACUAACCAUGAUCUGAAGUAAACACCACCAUUGUUGUGUCUGCCAACCUCAGCUCAUCCAGAGUACUAAGCAGCCGUCCCACUUGAGCGUCCAUGUAAGACACCGCGGCAUAAUAAUGCUGGCGGAUACGCAGCUUUAAGACAUGGUUAAGAAUAUUAUUUCUUCUGUUGAGUUGAGGAGCAAGUAAGCCAAAUCAGACUUUAAACAACCGUAACGAGACUACCUUUCAUACCUGGAAUUCUGUGGGUAUUGGACCAUAGGGGAAGCUUAUGUUUAGUUUUUGAACAUCAUCUCUCUUUCUCACAUCCAACCAAGGAUUGUAGGCUACAGAUGGAAGGAGUCGAGGGACUUGUGGAUCAGGGGCUAAGGUCAUUUGGUCUAGAGGAUACAGACUUAAGAAUUCCUGAAAAACAAGUCACAAACAGGGUCACUCAACCAGGUUACAAAUCUAAAUCAAAAGGCAGAUGUGCAUUAUUGUGAUCCUCAGUUGUUAAGUUGGUUUGAAGUCAGUAAUUAUGUGAAAAUGCAGCAGGCAAUCCUGUUGCCCUUGACUUCUCUCUGUUUGCUUUAGUUCCCAAAAAUCAUAAUGAACUUGGUGACAGAACCUUCCUUUAUCAGGAACUGAGAGCACAGCGAGUUUCAGAUUUUUUAGGACUUGGAUUUCUUUGACCAACAAGCUCUAAAGGUGAUCUCAGAGGUUUGUGGCAUACUGCUCGUGAGCUUUUUAGGAACAGCACUUCUGAUUAAGAUUACUUCAUACAAGGUGGUGGAGUGAGGUCACAUUUUGUGUACAAAGCGUGCUCACACGAAGCUGGCUUGACCUGUUCCCAUCCUCAUCUUGGAUUUUGGAGGGAUUGAGUGAUGUCAGUAAUGAACUGAAGAUAAUGAGGCGGCUAAGGAAAGAUGUAUCAGUCACAUCAUUUUAGACCUAAAAUCUGUGAACCUCCAACUUUCAAGUUCAAACAAACAUACUGAGUUUACACUCAAGCUGAAACAGGACAGUCUCAAGUGUUAAUACAAGCUCAGUCACAACAUAUGUGUGAGAUGUUAUUAAUGCACCACUAUUUCCAUUCUGUUAAACCAGCUAAUACGCUCUUAAAUCAAUAAAUAUUUUCUGAAACUCGUUUAUUUUAGGCUUGUGGGAGAUUGCAGAGAUGAUGGAUGCCUCACUUGCAUUGAUACCCUCAUGCAUUUAUAUGCUCUAUCUGAUCAUUAAUUAUCCUCCUCCUGCCAUUACAGGUGUCAGAUUUCCUCCUCAUUAUUGCCUUCACGUCCUGCUGUUUUCUCUGUACUGCUGUGUCAAUGUGAUGUGGCCUUUGGGUGACAGUUCAAAAAAAAAAAAAAAAAAAAAAAAAAAGGUGCUUUACUGCAUUGUGCUUUCAAGCCUGCAUGACCAACAUUACCAUGCAAACAGACCACCAAAUCAAGGCAGGUUUAAAGGAAGCGUACCUGGGCAUGGGCUCAUCAACACAUGCUUCCAAAACUGGGCACAGUUUCUCUAGGAGUGCACAGCAUCAGUCAGUUUGGCUUCUACUGCCCUCUGUUGGCUUUGUUUUGCACUGCACCAUAGGGUGUAAGUCUCAAAUCUGUUCUCACAGGACUUGCUGCCCUAGGACAGCAUGAUGAUACUGUAUAUUGCUGUAUUGAUAACUUGAGCACAGCUCUAGUAAUGUGAAUUUUGGGGAUACUAUCACCCUGCACCUUUUAAAUGAUAUUUUGUGGUUAUUUUGUUUAUAGUCAUCAGCAAUAAAACUUUCCCAGCUCUAAUUUCUGACAGUAUGAAAUAACUAAUGUGUGUGUUUAGAGUCAAGAAAUACAGAAGGUAUACUGGUUCAAAUAUUAAGAUGUUUACCUGUGGUAUCCUGAAAGGGAUGUGUGGUUUGUGAAAGCCCACAGCUAAAAAGAAAGGGUCCUUGGUGUUGGCUCUGCUUUUCAGUAACCUCACGGCUUCAUCUGUGCUCUCCAGGUCAGGCAGGGUUCCCCCGGGCUGUUCCGUCACAUUCACUGCACACAGUAAGUUGGUGUGGAGUUUGCCAUCUUUUCCUUUGCAUACCUGUGAACAAAGUUUUUAAAUAUCCAUACCUAACACAUUCACUGAAACAGAGAGAAAGCCACCUGACACCAGGUAAAGUUUUCUUUAAAUUCACUGUAGAACUACUGAUUGGUUAACCUUUUCCCCUGAAUCUCAACAGGCAUGAUAACAUAUCUAGAGUACUUCAGAUCCCUGAACGUGAGGACCACAGUCUAUGGUUAGGACAGACAAUGGAACACCAAUUUUACAAACAAACAAUCUCAAACAGCCCGUCUGAUAAAAGAAGCAGCAAACUUCAGAGGAGGAAAUAAAUGACAGUUUAUUUCUGUAUGCCACAGAAUCUGCUGUGUUAAUUUAGUAUUUUGUCAUGAUCCUAUGCUGUACCACAUGUACACUUCAAAUAAGAUUGAGAGACUGCUGAAAUUAAAAUUUAAUACUUCACAAAUGUUGCAUGGGCCAAGUCUGUGGUUGGUAUGCCAGUUUGAAUGAUAAUUAGUUUGGUGGUAGUAAGGUUUUUCUGUGAACAAGUAUGAUGCACAUACUGGUUUUCAGGAGCCCUGUAGAGUCCAGAUCAUAUCUGGCUUAUAUAAACUAACUAUUAGAGUCAAAAAGCCAUUGUGCUUGUUUUGCUUUACUGUGGUACAUUGGUUUGUUUCAUUUUCUUAUUGUGUCACUUUUGCAAUGUGUACUUUUUUAACUAGAGUGUCAGAUGCAUAAGUGAUUGCGUACUGAAAACAUAUGAAAAAUUGCAUACCUUUUCUUUUUCGUAUCUGAAAGAGGCUGGGUGGAAGGCUGGAGUGGACCAGCUGUAUGGGUAGUCAUCAGUGUGGUUAGAGGCGAUACCUUGAAGAAAAAGCGACACCUUUACUAUGCAGUUAGACAGAAGAAAACAAAAAGGAAGACUUUCAACAUGUAGGCAAGGAAUCCUGCAGAAUUGGCUCUCCUUAAACUCAGUAUUAACCACUGUGUCACAUUUUAGUUCUUGCCUCCCCUCCAGAGUCAUGCAUUCAGCAUGGUACAGCAUUUGUUUGGUGUGCCCUGCAUUAUCCCCCUAUAAGAUUCUGUUGAUAAUAAUGUCCAUGGUUAUGGACCUUACCUGGGUGAAAUACCUUGCCUACAGACAUGGUGAAGUAGCCCUUAGAUUUAAAGUACUGUGGGAUGGUUGUGUAGUUUCCAGAGUGAGCUCUCCAGUAGGAGUUGAAGUCGUAGAGCCUGGUCGUGUCGGGUCUGCGACUAGUCAACAUAGAGAUACGGCUGGGAGCACACACAGCUUGCUGAAACACAGGAGUACAUGAUUGAACGAGGUUAAUGAUCCUGAAGGUCUCACAGCCAAAUUGUCUGUAAUAGAAACUCCGGGAUCAGCAUCCACCAGCGGACUGACCUGAGCGUAUGCAUUGAGAAAAACUUGACUUUUGGAUGCUAGCUGGUCAAUGUUGGGGGAUUUUACCACGGGGUCCCCAUAGCAGCCCAAAGACGUCCGUAAGUCAUCUGCCAUGAUGAGAAGAACGUUUCUCCUCUCUAAAAGCAAACAAAGUCAGGGUUGAAUCCACCUUCUGCUGUUUUUAUUUUUAUUUUUGAAUAAACUUGACAGCAGUGAUUUCAAACACCCUCUGCUGUUUGAGUCGCGGCUGGUGACAAACAGCAGCAUUACGCAACCCUCUAAGAAGCUGCUUCACACAUGACAUUUACACAAACUGUGCACACUUCAUGAUAUUUCCAAAUGUUACGAUACAAACAUUACCUCUUCUUGUUAAGACAGGAAGAGCCAGUGAAAGAAGAAACAGGAGAGGUAGCCAUGCUCGGACACAUGUGUACAUUCUGGUGUGGAAAGAGGGACACCACCAGAGCUUCCGAUGAAGUUUUUAGCCUCAGCUUCCACCUCUACCAUGACCAUAAAUUAAGUACGUCGAUUGGCUUUAAAAUAACUUCCUCGUUACUGCGCAAGCAUAGAGGAAUGUUGUCAUUGGUCGAUUUAGCACUCGACCCGCCUUUAAAGGGUAGUGGCAUUAGCUGGGUGAUGUGUCAAUCAUGUGAGAAACUCCUUUUAACCCACCGACAGGCGUGAUAGAGAACCAAACUCUCUCACUGAAGUGAUGUCUAUUUUUAACCUACACGACAAAAUGAGUUUAUCUGAAACUAAUUUUCCCAGUUUCUCUGCACUCUCUUUGCCGGCCUGCCUUCGGUCUGGACUCUAACCUCAAACCCACAGCUGAAGCAUAAAGGUGAGGGAAUAGUCUGUGGGCCAGCCACAGCUGGGAUUUAUUUCAGCUAUGUCCGCAUCAGAGAGAAAAUACACUAAAAUCCCAUGACAAAUGCACCUUCUCGGAUUUUUGAGGGGAUGUGUAGCUGACCUUUAUUUAUUUAUUUAUUUAUUCAUUCAUCCCUCUCUUUUUCAUAGCAUCAUCCAACAUUUGGAGUAACUUCCCUGACAGACUCGACCAGCUACUGUGACACACAGUUCACCUGUUUUACAUUUACACACAUGUGAUGGUGUGAUUUAUUUAUUGUUUUUAUUUACAUUUGAAGGGCAAUUGCUGUAAAGGACGCCAUUAGUGUUUCUCUCUUUUCUCUCCUCUUUUCAUAUUUGAGGUGUUAACAUAUUCCAAUAAUUACAUGCAAGGUCAAAUCUCUGGAAUUUUUUAGCACUGUAAAACUAACCAUGACAAUGCAAAAAAAAAAAAAGAUUUUUGUAAAAGAUCAGUUCAAUAGAUGUUUAAAAAAGGUUCUCUUAUACUAGGGCUUGAGCUUCAAACACAGUUUCGCUCUUGACAACUCCUCAGCCCGGCAUUACAAAUGCAGGGCUCUCAAGUCUCACGCAUUCAGCGUGUGACACACGCAUUCCCACCCGUUCACACGCUCACACGCCACACACCUCACGCAUUUAAAUGAACAUGGUGAUGUCCGCCAAGUUGCACCUCUUAAACUAUGGAACAGGUAGGAAUCAACUGAGUUCGUCCGAGAGUUCAGAAGCUGCGUGCCACGCGCAAGCCAAUCAAAUAAAGUAUAUCUACUGAACAGCCAAUAAAAAAGCAGUAUUGCUGUAUCCGGGUAGAUUUUGAUAUCUUGCGGUUUGACUACAGAAGAAGACAGACACUCGCCGUAAUAGAGCAGGUUUUUAUAAGGACGAGAUAGACCCGAUGAUUACAGUAAGUCAGUAACCUUCACAUGCAGAGACCUCAACACCUCAUGGCAGAUAAACUCAUAUGAUAAACUAAAGCCCUAUGCUAUUGCUAUUAACAGCUGUAUUGGCGGAUUUAGUCUCUGUACAGCCAUUUCCAGCCAUUUUCCCCUCCACAAAAGCAGCAUUUCUCAUAUAUCUCAAAUAUAAGUUCUGAUACUCAUGACAGUGUAAUGCUCAUGUACCAAAGGAUUAAGUAUCUCCAUGUUUGUGAAACCUAUACUAAAGUACAAUUCAUCUAAAUGCUCCACAGUGCUGAUUUUAACAACUCUCCUUCACAACAGGUAACUUUACGACUUAAUACUGAUAUUAAUGACUUUAUUCUCCCAAAUAAUAACUUUAUUCUUUAAGAUUUAAAAACGUUUUUUUUUCUAAUUGUGCCCCUUAUACUCCGUUGUAUUUAAGAGAUAAUUAUACUAAUAAUUAUCUUCAAUCACGAAAAAUAACCUCCACUUUACUUCGAGAGAUAUUUAUAUUCCAUUGAGAUUAAAGUAAAUUAAAGAUAAUAUUAAACUUUUAGAUAUAACCUACCAGUGUAAGUGUUUUUCUAAAGUAUACAGCAUUUUAAAUCUCCAUGGUAACCUGUAACGAUGUAAAAACUUUAAAUCAUUACAAGCCAAAGAGAGCGGUCAUUUCUGAAGAUCAAAUCUGAAGAGAACAGCACGAAAAACUUAAGCGGCUCACGUCCUUACAACUUUUGACGGCUUCAUCGAAAAUAAAACCUCACCAGACGACCAAGGACUCCGACAAACACCUGUAACCAACACCUGAACAAAGAGGACAACAUCUACGACAUGGAGACCGUAAGAUUUCAUGACAAUAUUAUCAUACAAACUUGUGUUACUGUCGAGACUUUCGUGAUGGUUAAGCGAUGCAUCGACAAGGAUUAAAUGUGUGCAUGGAUAUUUACAGUGUUUAUGACUUUAAUGUGACAGGCAUUAUCAAAACUAGAAAAAAAUUGCAUUUCCUUGCAGAAAAUGCGUGGAAAUGCUGAGUGCUGAAAGCUGAAAAAGCAAUGCUAAACUGCUAAUAAAACAUGGAGGAAGGUUUAAAUGUAAACUUGGUUAAAGAGCUGGAGAAAGAAAAGUAGAAGUUGGAUGAAAGUGAAAAUUGCUGAAGUACAAAUAGUUUGAAUGUGCUUCAUAAAUUUAAAUUGCAUUCAUGCUGAAUAAGGCUAGAAAAACUGUCUGAAAUUGCAAAAAAAAAAUUGGAUAAGGAAGAAAAUUACCUUAAAACACAGAAAAGUAAGAAGCGGCAUAGGUUUAAGUUGAAGUACUAGAAGAAGUUUGAUAAUAGGUAGUUGUACUAGUGAUAUUAGUAGUCAUGUAAGCAGUAGAAGUAGUUUUAGAAUAGAAGUAGAAGUCAAAGCAGUAGAGCUCGUGGUAGAAGUAAAAAAAAUAUUAAGAGAAGCAAGAGCAGUGGAGGUAGAAGUGAAGAUACAAGUUAAAGUGAUAUAAGUAGUAAUUGUAGUGGUAGAACUGGGAUUUUGUUUGAAGAAUUAAAACGUACAUAAAUAAUGAGAAUGAUUUUGAAAUGGGAAAAAUUUUAAAUAAUUAGAAGUCCUAAAGUGUUAAACAGGUUUGAAGUAUCAGAAAGGUUUGAAUCGGUUUGAAUGAGUUUGGAUUUGUCUGACGAAUUUAAUAAUGCAUGAAUAAUGAGAAUAAUUUUAAAGUGGGGAAAAGUUUAAUAAAAAAAAUCCUGAGUACACCCCAUAAUGUCCUCAAUUAGCUGAAAUUUUGAAGCCCAGAAUGGUUUCUGUAGCUCAAAGUUUGUGGGUGGAGAUAGGUGGUGAUGCAGACACAUAUUAACUGUGUGUACAUGCAGGUCUUUUAGACACAGACACAGACACAUGCACACACAUUGUCAGACUGUGUGUGUCUCGUUAAUGAUUUUAUCCUAAACAGCUGUGAGAUCAAAGGCAUUAACUGACCUACUGUUUGAAUGAGAAGCUGCCUCUGGACUUCUUCACAUAGCACGAUUUCCUUAAAUCCCAGAAUGAAAAUAAGAACAUCGUACAAUCCUCCGCCCUGCAUGAACACAAUGAUCUGUUUUUCAUGUCUGUACUCCAAAAAAUGUGGCCACAACAGCAAGUUAAAAGUCUAGACGUUCGGAUGGUUAUCUUAAAAGUGAUGCAUUGACAUCACAUGAAAGUCCUGCCCACCAUGUCAAAGACUCUUCGUGCUUAAGAGCAGAAAAGCUCAUGUUAUUGUGAGAAAUCUCUAUAAGAGAUUUUUUAUGUCUUCUGGGCUAUUUAAAGCCUUCAGUCUGAAACUUAUUUGACAGUUGCUUUUAUACUAACCAAUGCUUUCUUAUUUCUUCUUUAAAUCUGCACAGAAGAGUCAACCCAUUCCUGUAAAAGGAGAAGCUCUGAGAAUUGCGGGCUCGAGUUUCAACAGGAGGUAAGAAACACGUUUAACUUAUGAUGACAGUAAAAUGCAAACUCAAAUUUAUAGGGGUGUGAUUUUAAACAGUAGUUUAACAAUGUGUCUCUAAAACAAUCUUUUACCUCUUUUGCAUUUAAUAUGCAGAGUGUAACAUUUGAAACAUGACAGAGACCUCCCAGCAGAUUAUAAUCUGAGACAGUUCAGAGUUAAAUCUGUGACAGUGCCAGCAAAAAUCUAAAGAUUCGCAAAUUUAGGAUUUGAUUUUGGACUUACACUGUGUUUCAUACUGUUUUUGUCACAAGACACAUGUAUUUAUGUGAUACAUUUCAGUGGUUAUUUUAACUGAAUAAGACAAUUCAAAGGCUUCACAUAAGACAUUUACUGAUCAAUUAAUCAGUCAGACAAAGGAAAUGUGUAAAAACACUAAAUGAAAUAAAGUUUUAUCAUCGUUUGCUCUUACUGGGAGUCUCUAGUCAAAAACUAGUAAAGAAGAAUAGCAGAGACUAGUAAUGGGAGUGUGCUAAAUAACCGUGCAAGAUAAACGAAGACAGGGCCCACAUCUUCUUAACGGUAAGACAAUGUGUAAAUUAGUGACUAAUGUGAACGUCUAGCUCAAAAACGAUAGUCGAAUUUGGGGCGUGGAAAGAAAAAGUGAGGAGUAAAACCCGGAGCACAGGGUAAUUGGCAAAUAAAUGAUGAAAAGAGAUAAAGAGUAAAAGAGAUAAAGAAGAAAAGAGAAAAAGGCUGAAAUGGCCCAGGAAUAAAGAAGAGAAAAAGUUAAAGAGACAAAGUGAAAAAGAGAAAAAGGCUGAGAUGGCCGAAAAAGAGAAAAAGUUAACUUAAUGUUAGGGAAGUCGUGAUUGGGCAUAACAAAUCGGUAAGGACAGUUUAAAGAAAAAAAAAAGGCCUAUACACUAUAGUAAGGAAACAUUGAGCUCAGUGAGACGAGGUGUGCUGAAGUUUGAGUGUGUGAGAGAAGCUUCUGGUGUGUGUGUGAAAGGAGUGUGUGUAUGGGUGCUGAGUGUGAGUGUAAAAGAGUCUGUGUGUAGUAAGUGGUGUGUGCACAAAGUUGGGGAACGGUCUAGCAUAGGUAUAAGUGAUUAAUGUAUGAUAAAGUGAUAAAUGAUGUCUUAUUAAAUAUAUAAUGAUAUGAUAUAUGAAAUUAACAUAUAAGGGAAGAGAUACUGUUGCCUUUGUAGUGUUAAAAACAUAUGAGCCCUGUUUUUCUUUGUACAGGGACGUUAAUAGAAUAAGUAACUGCUAUGAGCCUCUCAGGAUAAAGAGGACGUUUGUACAUCUAAUAGUAAGAAAUGAGCCCCUUAUUAGAUGAGGAGGACUUUGGAUGGUGAUAACAUCCUCAAUUAAAAUGGCAAUUAAAGAAGUGUACACAAGCACAUUUGUAUUCAUACAGAUACAGGAAAAAAACAGAGUAAGAGAGUGGGGUAAAAAGGAAUGAUUUGCUAACUGAUGAGUGUGGUUUUCCUCUGUGUGUGUGUGAACAUUUAAAGUGAAUGGUCACUUGCUGAUGAUUAUGUUUAGAGGGAAGUCCUAGUUAAAAAUUAGGAGAAUCCAGGGAGCUUUUCCUCCCCCUUUCUUUCUCUUCUUACAGGCCUGAGAACAGAAAGAAAGCUAAAAAAUCUAGUUUAACUAUCCUAGUUGUGUGAAAAUUUUAAAUGGUAUACCAUGGUAAAGGGGAAUGGUGUAUAAUAAAUUUUAGUAGUUAGAUAAUAGAAGAAAUCUUUAAAUAGUGGUAGUAAACAUUUUAAAUUGUAUUGAAUGAAGUGAUUGUAAUGUACUAAACAUUUGAUUUGUUCUUUGUCCCUAACUCUGAUGCAUGAGAGGGGAGAGGAGAAUGAAAAGCAUCUGACGCUGGAGCGCCCAUAAGACAGAUAGAAGAUAAUUGGCUGUGCUGCAACAAGAGGGGGCUUGCGGAUGAGAGGCUCACCAGGACCUGCUCCCAUUUGACAGGCCAGUAGAGUUUUAUCUACAAACUCUUCUCCUAUGCAUCUGCUGCUACUUAGUUGUACAUACACACACUUAUAGUGGGAACACAUUUAGUUGGGUGUAUACAUUUGUUAGUGCUAGACAAUAAGAGCAGUAGUUUUGUUGGUAAAAAGAAAGGCUUGGCAAUAGACUGACCAGUUGAAAGGGCUGAUGAAGUACCGGAUUAUUGUUGAAUUAAAAGAGCAUUUCCAAG
Messenger RNA from Xyrichtys novacula (pearly razorfish), 44262 nucleotides. NCBI's taxonomy places the organism in Eukaryota, Metazoa, Chordata, Actinopteri, Labriformes, Labridae. The record is from the annotation of a GenBank genome assembly.